Messenger RNA from Clarias gariepinus (North African catfish), 1008 nucleotides. RefSeq names its product hepatitis A virus cellular receptor 2 (gene havcr2). The coding region runs from base 104 to 772 and encodes 222 amino acids. Lineage: Eukaryota; Metazoa; Chordata; Actinopteri; Siluriformes; Clariidae. The record is from RefSeq and is a predicted model, not a curated record. The transcript has 6 exons.
CCAUAAGCAAGUGCUUAUUCUUAAGAGACUGUACUGCUGAGAAAAUGCUGACUUCCGUGAUUCUUAUUACAUUAGACAUCUUGAUUUGUGUGAAGGAUCUAUUAUGACAGUGGUCGGACGAGUUGGGGAAAUGGUUACUUUACCCUGUCAAUAUGAUGCCAGUACUUACGGCAUAUCAAAUGUUUGUUGGGGAAGAGAUCAAUCCUGGUUCAACUGUAAACGUACAGUCAUCGCCACUGAUGGACUGACGGUAAACUAUAGAGAGUCACACAGAUACAGUUUACCCGGUAAACUCAGGCAUGGAGAUGUUUCACUCACCAUCAAGGCAGCACAGAAAGCAGACACUGGAUUUUAUGUAUGUCGUAUCGAGAUACAGGGACUAUUCAAUGACAUUAGCUACAGCGUUUAUCUAAUCAUUACAGGCGGACUAGACAUACUCAACCUCACAAAAUUAUUCCCAACUUCUACAGCAAAGCAAAUACAAGAAGUCACUGUCAGGAUACAGGAUACAGGAUCAGGACAGGACUCAGGAUACAGUUCAGCUGUUCAGCGGGCACAUUCUGAGAGUGGACUGGAAACCUUUAUCCUGAAUGUACUGAGAGUGGGAGCUAUUGUCUUCAUCCCUGGUUUAAUCGUGGCACUGAUAUGGAAACUGCGGCGCGCCAGAAAACGUGAAGACAGCAGUGAAAUGGAAAAUGCCCCCAGACGCCACCACAGCAGCAGCGGCAUCUCCCCUUCCCAUAUGCCUGUAGCACAUCUGGGUGUUCAUUAGUAAUGAUGUAUUACAGCGAAUUAUUACAUUAUUCAGACAAACAUGGAAUGUUCAUUUUUUUUUUUUUGUAACACAAGUGUAAUAAUUAUUUAGUUUUUAACUGUUUUUUUUCUUUCACUCUAAUGCGAGAGACUAUCCAGUUUAAAAAAAACACCUACAUAAUUUUAAUCCCAUCCUUAAACUUAACCUGGUUCCAAGUAAACUAUCCCUUUAAUACUUUGUCUGAAAUAUGCAUU